CCGGCACCUGCCCGAUCAGUGCUUCAGUCUUAGCUUAGGCUGUCGUUUCGAUGGUAGGGUAGUUCGCAGGAUGCGAUGCGCACUGUAUCCACGUGGAACGGAUUAGCGGGUAACUUGACAGGGUCAUCUAAUGACCGUAGCGACAGGAAAUGCAUGCAUGAUGAAGGAAUGAAGCAUGAAGACAGCCUUAAGUACUUUUUGCUUCCUGCUUGUUGCUAACUGCUUGAGUUAUGUUUCGACUCAAAGUCCACCCCAGCUAAAUACUAACCAUGCUGUUCAGCAGCACAUAGUUAGGCCCGGCAUGAGUACAACUUUAGAAUGUCCUGUGCGCAACAGCAGAGAUCUUAUCUUUGAAUGGUACAAAGAUAAGGAAUCAAUAAAUACAUAUCCAGGGCAGAAGAUGCGCAUAUUGACGAAUGGGGCUUUAAGGAUUAAAGAAACCAUAUUUGACGAUACUGGUGUAUACAAAUGCCGUGCUGUCAAUGGAUUUGGAAGUGUUGAAUUCAAUACUACACUCUUGGUAAUAGGAAGUGAUGAAGAUUAUGAACGUUAUGAAGAUAUAUAUGAUUCCGAUGAUAUGGAUUCAGAUGAUUCAAAAAUCAGCUUAACAUCCAAACCUCGCCUCCUCUAUGUAACCAAUGAGGAGUCUCCUGUUUAUAAAACUCCUGGAUCCUCAUUCAGGUUUCAGUGUGUUGCCACAGGUUAUCCUAAACCCGUGAUGACUUGGUACAAAGACGGGAUUCAAGUUUCACGAGCCUUCCGUGUCGGGCGCUGGGCCUUAACGUUUAGAAACGCACUCUCUACCGAUAGUGGAAAUUACACUUGCGUCGCGACUAAUCUCUUAGGGAAAGCCAGCCAUUCUUUUGUUUUAGUUGUAGAUGAGACUAAGAAUCAUGGAAUACCCUUACUCAUAGGAUCCAACACAACCGUAGAAGAAGGAGAAAAGGCAGUUAUGGAAUGCGGGGUAAAAAGCUCAUCGUUUCCCCAUAUUGAGUGGCUGAAACAAGUUGAUCCUAAUAGGCAAAGCGCAGACGAUGCAAAAAGUCCUAUUCAGAUGGCAGGUGAAUACUUUAACGUUUUAACAACACCUUACUCAAUCGACUAUUUUGUGAGAGACGGAAUAUAUUAUCAUAAGCUAAUAAUUGAAAACGUGCAGAUGGAAGAUGCUGGAAAAUAUGUUUGCCUUGGUGCCAAUAGCUAUGGUUAUGAAUACAAAUUUGCAUAUCUAGAAGUGCUUCCAAGAAGCGGGGACUUUCAAGCAUCUCUUCCAUUCCCCAUUGUAGUGACCGCUAUAGUUGUUGCUGUUGCUGUCUUGGGCUGUAUCUUUGCUCUCCUUGUGUAUUGUCGUCCUCGACGUCGUUCUGGUUCACGAGGAAGUUCAGUUGCUGUUCCCAUGGUAACCAAAGAAGACUUCAUACCGAUGCAUCCCGGGCCAUCUAACUCCUCAAGAUGUUCUAUCCAGGCAAAUAGGAGUAGAUCAUCUCAGCAGCAUGUGACCUAUGUUGCUGGACUAACGAACGGAACAGUGUGAAAACCUUGGCUUACUUUGUUUGAGACACAGUUGUUAUAUGAGGGAAGAAUUUGUUUUUGAUGAAACUUCAGUGUGCAAUUCAGAAACUUAUGACGCAGUUUAAAUGGAUUAUAGGAAGUUUAAAUUUAUUGAUGAUGUCCUUGAUGAGGAUAUGCCACUGGUUUCUCAUGUACUUAUGUCCAUGAAUAUUUUAUGAUCUUACUAUAAGUGCAUUCGCUACUAGACUUAUUUUUUGAAAACAUGAAUGGUUGAGAAAGAAAGUUUUAUUCACAAGGGGCAUUUGUAAUGUAAAUUCUUUUAAAUAGUUCUAUAUAAAAUGUAUAUAACAAAGUAACAUGUAUAUCGAAUUUGUAUCAACUGAUAUUUUAACAAAAUAUAUACCUUCCUAUAUUUAGAAAAAUUUCUUUUAUUGUUUCAGAUUUUUAUUGAUUUCAUUAAGAGACAAUGUUACUUCCUUAGAUAUAAUGCUGCUGACGUAUCCAAAUAAUUUCCUGUUAAUUUAAGCUUUCGAGAAUUAAAAUGACUCUCUCCAGAAAGAUAUUGCAUAGAUUUAAAUAAAAAUAAAUUUAUUUUAAGAUCUAACACUGAGCUUGUUACCGCUUUGUGAAGCGCAGAAAAUUGGCCAAAGAUUAGAUUGAAUUGAAUAUUGUGUGCAUAAUUUUUAACGAUUGUAUUUAGGCAGCGGUAUUUCUUGUGUGCAUAAUUGUGAAAAUGUAUCAUACAGUGGUUUGAUGAGCUAUAAAUUUGUUAGAAAAAGCUGUGAUUGUUUUUGUAUGUUUUUUAUGUAAUGAAGCUCCUAAUUUGUGCCUCCGGUCUUCCAAAAAUACGUACACCACUCUUGCAGUUUUAGUUAUAACUUUUGUAUCUUUAGCAGGAAUUAAAUAAAAUUUGAAUAUAUCUGUUUGAUAUUAAAAUAAAUUACCUUAUUGAUCUGUGAUAUGAAAAUUAAAAUUUUGAAUUAAAUAUAGUUUUUUAAAUAUAGUCUGUUAUAUAACUUAAUAAUUUCAGGUUUAGAUCUAAAGUUUUCAUAAAUGAAUUGUUAUCGAUACCUUUAAUCAGUAUUUUCAAAUUUAUUUAAAAAUACUUUUUAUUUGAGUUUUGAAAUUAUUGCCAUCACAUAAAUUUUAUACGAUUUAUUAAUAUUUUGUAUUUGUAUUAUAUUCCAGUCAGUAAGGUAUCUGUUGCGCUUUAUGUAUGUAUAUAUAUAUAUAUAUUUGAUAGUAAUUCUUGACCAAUUGUGCAGCUUUUUAACUGGUUUUAAUAAACAAACAAAAAAUUAUUUGAGGGUUAAGUGCCUUAAAUGCGUUUAAUACUUUAGAUUACAAAAAUCAGAUACGCUGUUAUUUGGAAGAGAAGUAUCAGGAAUUUCAUUUUAGAACUUAUUUAUGGAUUGUCAUUGAGACAUAUUAGCUAUUAAAUAUUAAUUAAUUAAUGAAGGCAUUAAAUUCAAGAUGAAGGUUAUUUACAAAAUAAUUUAUGCUCAAAUGGAGUAGAAUUAUUUUAAAAAUACAAUUGCACCAUUCUUAGAAAUCGAAAGGAAAGAACCCAUAGUGUGUAUAACUUCACGAGUUUAUUUAAGAAAGAAAGUACUUAAUGUAUUUAAUUUGUUACGAAGAACAUUUUAAGAUUUAUAUUCAAUAAUAAUUGAAGUCGAUUUAUGAGUAUGUUUGUGAACAAUAUUAGCAAUACAUUCAUUAAAUUGUUAAAAAAAGUGUACGUUAUGAUUUAACCCUUUCCGGCAUGCUACCUUUUAAAAUUGGAGUUUUGAUAAAAAAAAAAAAAAAAAAAAA
This is a messenger RNA of Stegodyphus dumicola, 3321 nucleotides long. Its product is annotated as fibroblast growth factor receptor-like 1. The record is from RefSeq and is a predicted model, not a curated record. Lineage: Eukaryota; Metazoa; Arthropoda; Arachnida; Araneae; Eresidae.